This is a messenger RNA of Acanthosepion pharaonis, 825 nucleotides long. The record is from the annotation of a GenBank genome assembly. NCBI's taxonomy places the organism in Eukaryota, Metazoa, Mollusca, Cephalopoda, Sepiida, Sepiidae.
AUGAAAUGCUUCUAUAGUUUAUGGACUUAUCAGAAGAGGUGUUUAUCUAUCUCAGUCUAUCUAUCUAUCUAUUCAUAUAUAUAUAUUCAUAUCUAUCUAUCUAUCUAUCUAUCUAUCUAUCUAUCUAUCUAUCUAUCUCAGUCUAUUCAUAUCUAUCUAUCAGUCUAUUCAUAUCUAUCUAUCUAUCUUAGUCUAUUCAUAUCUAUCUAUCUCAGUCUAUUCAUAUCUAUCUAUCCCAGUCUAUUCAUAUCUAUCCCAGUCUAUUCAUAUCUAUCUCAGUCUAUUCAUAUCUAUCUAUCUAUCUAUCUAUCUAUCUAUCUAUCUAUCUAUCUCAGUCUGUUCAUAUCUCAGUCUAUUCAUAUCUAUCUAUCUCAGUCUAUUCAUAUCUAUCUAUCUAUCUAUCUAUCUAAGUCUAUUCAUAUCUAUCUAAGUCUAUUCAUAUCUAUCUAUCUAAGUCUCUUCAUAUUUAUCUAUCUAUUCAUAUCUAUCUAUUCCUGUCUAUCUAUCUAUCUCUCUAUCUUAGUCUCUCUUUUUAUCUAUGUCCCCAGAAAAUAUGUUUAUUUGAUUAUCUCCCUUGGUCUUUGGCCAGUGGUUCCCUGCUGCUGCUGCUUGUCGUUUCCCCAAGCUUUUUCUGCACGACCCCCACCAACUGACACAUGCAUAAAAAAGAGCCACAAACAAUCUACGAGUCCACUUGUUUGGUAUACCAUAAUGUACAACCAUGACCAUAGCUACUCUCAGCAGGCAACAACAACAACAGCAAAACGUAUAUCCUCUCCCUCAGCUACACCAAAAUAUUUCACUGCAGCACAAAACUCAAUAUAA